Messenger RNA from Daphnia pulex (common water flea), 2253 nucleotides. RefSeq lists its product as uncharacterized. Gene Ontology annotation, biological process: G protein-coupled adenosine receptor signaling pathway; adenylate cyclase-activating G protein-coupled receptor signaling pathway. The coding region runs from base 707 to 1915 and encodes 402 amino acids. Lineage: Eukaryota; Metazoa; Arthropoda; Branchiopoda; Diplostraca; Daphniidae. Gene Ontology annotation, cellular component: membrane. Gene Ontology annotation, molecular function: G protein-coupled receptor activity. The transcript is spliced from 2 exons. The record is from RefSeq and is a predicted model, not a curated record.
UUUUCUAGCUCACAACUUUUUCUGUGGGUAAACAAUCACAUUCGAAAAUAUUUGAAAUUUUAACACUUCAAGUGCAACAAGACAAUUUUUUGACCAAGAAGGAUCUGCCGAUACACCGGCCUCUCCUCAUUUGUUUUUAAAAUAGGAGACCAAGUUAGCAACCGAGCUACUGUGUUAAAUUUAAUUGUUUUAACAUCGAAAUGUUAUGCAAUAGUUCAUGUUUUUUAUUACUUGAGGUUGUUGUUGAUGUCGUUAGGGUUCAGUUUGAGAAUUCAGAGAGCUGGGGUGGUUAUUAUUUGGUCUGUACAUUGUUGUCCCUUGUUUGAGAGCAGCAGGAUACCUCAAAACGAAAUUGCUAUUGAUCAAAUACGUUUUCGUCGGCGUCCAAUAAAUUGUCUAGUGCGAUACAACGAACUUGUAAAUUGCUGUUAUUUCCCAAGUACUAAUUCAGCCCAUUGACGUUCCAGAAUAGCUAUAACCAUCACAACUAAAUUGAUCACCGUCUGUUGCUUUGAGUGGCGCGUAAAAAUGUAAUAUUAUUGCAGCAGAAAUCCAUGUAGACUGAGCCAUAUACAACAGGCUACAACAUUUUGUUGCGCAUGCGGAAAAUUACAUAACGCCCAAAACGCCCGUCUACACUUAUAUUGACUGCUGUAUUCUGGUUUGUGCGGGUUUGUGUGACUUAGACUUGUCAAGUUGGCUGGGAAUGAAUGAAACCAAUUCUACUGCGGCCAACGGCGAUGUCGUGUCUUCAUCCGCCCCGAAUUACUUUGAUGUGCCAAUCAUGGCGCUGUCUCUCACAGUCACUCAAAUUGUCUUCCGGCUCUGUGUCGUUGGCGUCGGGAUGGUGUUGAAUUGCGUCGUUUUUCUCGUGGUGAGCUGCUCGAGACAAUUGCGCUAUCCGCGUCACAUUUUCUGGGCUGCAGUGUCGUUGGUCGAUUGUCUUUUUCUAUCUCAGUGUGUCCUGGAACUGGGCGUCAUUGUCAAUCACGAUCGAUUGGCUUGCCGAUUCAACGUUUUCUUGGCUUUCACCGACUACUCGAUCCUGUUGCUCUUCCUUUCACUGGCCGCUCUCGAUCGUUACUUGGCCAUCGCUUUUUACGAAAAGUACAAACGCAGUGUCACCAACCGAGCCGUCGUCCUGCUACUCUUGAGCACCUCGACUUUGACGUUUGCCAUCAUUACCAGCCCGUUUUGGACGGGCUCCAGAUCCGUCAAUAGUUGCACAAUCAAUUUGUCUCAAAUGCACUGGGUUUUUAUCUGGAAUUCCAUUUUGGGAAUGGUUUGCGUCGUUCUCCACGUCACCACCUUCGUGAAAUCCAGGGCAAUAAUCCGCCAGCAUUUUCCGAAACGUCGCCAACAACCGCCCAUCACGCUCAGAUUCGUUAAUCAUUCUUCAGUCCAUCCGCCGGCUGACCUCAACUCUGCAAACGUACGCGGUGACCUGAUGACAGCUCGAGGAGUUUCGGUAACAUUGCCACAAGAAAAUAACCCGCACCGGUUGAAAGUGAACGAUAAAAUUGAUCACCACCGGGAAGACGAUUCCCAAUUACCGCCGUCUUUUGAUCGCGUCGACACCAACUGCUUCUUCCCCUGGAUGCAGGGUCGCUCGAAAGUCAGCCGACUCGAACUCCAGACCACAAUCAACAUGUCCAUCAAUGUCCUUCCGUUUUGGCUUUGCACUUUUCCCAUAUCUUGCACGUCGAUUGCUAUUUACUGGUGCGUCCAGCUCAGGGGUGACUGCACCAUCCUGGGUCUAAUCAUGUCCUACUUGCGCGACGCCUUCCUACUCCACACUAUUUACAAUCCCGUGAUGUACAUGUGCUCCAGCUCUAAAUUCUGGCGAGCCCUUCGUCAUUUUGCGUGGAAAGUGAAAAAUGGAUGCGCUUUCCAUGCAGAAGUGAAUGCCAAUUGAUUUUUAUUCACAUUCGUCUUACAUUAGUUUUCGAUUAGUUUUCGUCAACGGGAUUCGUCAUAUUUUGCUAAUUUACCUUUCGUGAUGAAAGAAAAAUAUAAGAUGGCUAUACGUAAAUGACCACCCAUUUAUAUAGUUUACCUUUGUUUUUAAAUUUAGCUUUCCGACGAAAUAAUAUAGGCCGCCCACAUCCUUGGCAACGAAUAUAACUGCGCCAAGCUUAGUUCAAUGGAAAUGUCGUAAUAGAUUUAUGGGUUUUCAGCAAACUCUCGUCGCAAAGUAGCUACCGCGUCAUUGAAAAUCAAGAUUGAGUUGCACGGAUUUAAAAUUGAACGAAA